This is a messenger RNA of Ictalurus punctatus (channel catfish), 2014 nucleotides long. It is a transcript of the gene kcnf1a, whose product is annotated as potassium voltage-gated channel, subfamily F, member 1a. Gene Ontology annotation, biological process: protein homooligomerization; potassium ion transmembrane transport. The transcript has a single exon. NCBI's taxonomy places the organism in Eukaryota, Metazoa, Chordata, Actinopteri, Siluriformes, Ictaluridae. The record is from RefSeq and is a predicted model, not a curated record. Gene Ontology annotation, cellular component: membrane; voltage-gated potassium channel complex. Gene Ontology annotation, molecular function: voltage-gated potassium channel activity. Bases 278 to 1729 code for a protein of 483 amino acids.
CUCUCUCUCUCUCUCUCUCUCUCUCUCUCUCUCUCUCUCAUCUGUUAGUUCUCUCCACCUCACUGGUUGCUCUCUUUCUUCUCUACACUUCUGCGGGAUCACUGUGCACUCCGCACUAGCGCUGCUGUACACUCGAAACGCGAGCUCGUGAUGCUGUAACUACAUAAUCAUGCCGGUUGUACCGUUUAUAUAAUUUAUUACUUUUUGUUUCCGCCGUACUAAAUGCGUAAACUCGCAGUAGUUUAAAACUAAAAGACACAUUCUCGUUGUUGCCGUGAUGUGGGCAACACCGAGGAGGACGCGGUCGGAGUCGAGCGAAGACGCGGAGAUCGUGGUGAACGUGGGCGGCGCGAGACACGUCCUGUGCGCCAGCGUGCUCGAGCGCUACCCAGCCACGCGCCUCUCGCACCUCGCCGAGCGCGCCGCGGAGAGCUCGUGCGAUCUUUCGCGAUUCUGCGACGACUACGACGCGGCGACGCAAGAGUUCUUCUUCGAUCGCGACCCAGAUGCGUUCAGAUGCAUCGCCGAGGUGUAUCAAUAUGGCGAGGUGCACAUGGCCAGGGGCACGUGCCCGGUACGCUUCAGCAAGGAGAUGGAGUUCUGGGGAGUGGACAUGGACCUGCUCGACGAGUGCUGCAAGAGCAAUCUAAAGGAAGCAGAGGACGAGCUGUCUGAGAUCGCAGAGAAGGUCCGCGCCAUUCUGGACGACAUGGAGGGAAGCCCUUCGAGCGGAAAGUGCAGGGCAUUCCUGUGGAGGCUCAUGGAGAAACCGGAGUCUUCCUGGGCAGCACGCACUGUUGCCCUUCUAUCGUUUCUCUUCGUGCUCCUUUCAUCUGUGGUGAUGUGUGUGGGCACUGUACCUGAGCUGCAUGAGCAAGAUGAUGAUGGAAAUCGGGUUGAGAAUCCAAGCCUGGAAGCCAUAGAGACAGCCUGCAUCAUUUGGUUCACGGUGGAGUAUGUGCUGCGGUUAGCUGCAGCGCCCAGCAAGUUACAUUUUGCAAUCUCCUUUAUGAACGUGGUGGACUUUCUGGCUAUUGCACCUUUCUACUUGCUCCUGCUGCUGUCAUACCUUGGCACUGCUGUGUUGCAGCUGGCCACCGUGCAGCAGGCAGUGCAGGCUCUCCGUGUAAUGCGUGUGGCACGUGUUCUCAAGCUGGCACGCCACUCCUCAGGCCUGCAGACUCUCACCUACGCACUCAGGAGUAGCUGCAAGGAGCUUGGCCUGCUGCUCAUGUACAUGGGCAUAGGCAUCUUCCUAUUCUCAGCACUUGGCUACACGUUGGAGCAGAGCCAUCCAGAGACCAUGUUCACCAGCAUUCCACAGUCCUUCUGGUGGGCCAUUAUUACCAUGACCACAGUGGGUUACGGUGAUAUUUACCCUAAGACCACACUGGGCCGGUGCAAUGCUGCUGUCAGCUUCCUGUGUGGUGUCAUCGCCAUUGCGCUGCCCAUACACCCCAUCAUCAACAACUUUGUCAUCUUCUACAGCAAGCAGCGUGUGCUUGAAACCGCCGCUAAGCAUGAGAUAGAACUUAUGGAGCUGCGGUCCAAGGAAGGAGAGCCUGUGAAUGCUGCUGGUUUGGAAUUCCAGAGUUCAAGUCAAUUGAUGGGUGAUCGAGUGGUGUGGGACAGUGCCAAUCUUAAUUCACAAAGUGAUGGCCACAUUCCAUUAUUUGAAGACGAUGGACAGAGCACACCAUUUCAAAAAUGCAAAAAGAGAGAUGAAUAGUGGACAUACUGCAGCAUUACAUUUUGAAAUUCGUAGAGAGAUCAGUGUAUUCAUGGAGCAUUUGGACCACAGUUUUCUUUCAUGUGCUAUUACUGUAAUCACUGCUUGCAUAGAAAUAAGGCAAAUUUUUCAUACAUUGAUGAAGCCGUGCCAAACUGCCAGGUGGAAUAUUUUUUCCACUGAAAAUCUUUAUAAAUCCAGGAUAAAUGUUUUAUUUGUUUUAACAAACUUGUAGUGUCAAAUACUGUUCAACAAAAUAGCAAAUGAAUCUAUGAUAUUCACUGA